ACUUGCCAAGUGUGUAAAGUUGAGAAUGAACUGAAAUCGGUGAGCACAAGACGCUGCCUGACCUGCUGUGUAUUUCCGGCAUUUUCUGUUUUUUAUAAAGAGCAAGAGAUCUCUGAGUAUACAGAGCGAGAGAACGGUUUGAUACGAGGUUUAUCCAUCUCAGCACCCACGCUCAACAUCACGGGAACGGAGUACUCCAUCACAGUGAGUGACACCCUCUCCAUAUCAUGCAGAGGUCAGAGGCCCCUGGGCUGGACUUGGCCAGGAAAGGUUGCAGUCAAGGAAGACACAAAGUCACCAUCAUACUGGCUGGAGGAAGCUGGUGGGCGGACCGUGAGUAUAACGGAGUGUGAAGGAGUGGCCACACAUCAAUACUGCAAGACAUUGACAUUAACAGGAACCAGAGCCAAUGACACGGGGUACUACCGCUGCUAUUACCACUUCUUUGAAUCGAUUGUUGAUGAGGUAACAGCAGUCAGCAUUUACGUCUUUGUGAAAGAUCCCCAGAACCCCUUCCUCAACACCUCGCCCAAUGGGACCCAACAGUUUCACAUUUUGACCGUGAACAGCCCGUUGGUCACUGUGCCUUGCUUGGUGUCCAUCCCGUCCCUCAACGUCACUCUGCGGGAGGGAUUUACCAAUUCUGUCAUCUACCCAGAUGGAACCAACGUGAUAUGGAACAAUAGAAAGGGGAUGACUGUUCCCAAAACCAGGCUUGAAAACUUGUUUCACAUAACUUGUGAAUCUGUCAUUGGUGACAGAGUCUUCUCAGCCACACCCUACAUCAUCAACGUCAUAGGACGGCAGAUUUAUAAGAUCACACUGAGCCCUGAUCGCCCAGAACUGGUCGUCGGAGAGAGGCUCGUUCUCAACUGCACCGUCAACGGGGAGUUCAAUGUGGUCGGUAACUUCCAGUGGGAGUACCCGGGGAAAACGUUGCACAGGGGCGACCAGCAAGUGGUGAUCACCGACCGUAAACGGCAACUGGACAGUGGCUCGGAACUGAGCAGCACCCUGAUCAUCAGCAAUGUGUCCACCGCCGAUCGAGGCACCUAUGUUUGCAAGAUGGAUAACAGCUUCAGCGUUGAGGAGAAGAGGGCCGAGGUCAUUGUGUAUGAGAAUCCGUUUAUCCAUCUGGAUUAUGAGGAGAAGCCGGUGAUCGAGGCGAGGCUGGGACAGAAGAACGUGCGGCUGACGGUGCAGGUCCGAGCUCAUCCCUGGCCUGAGAUCCACUGGAUCAAAGACGGGAAGCCGGUCAGGAACUGGCCGACUGCGCCGAGCCUGAGGAUCGAGGAGGUGUCCGAGCAGGAUGCGGGGGUCUACACCAUUAUCGCCCGGAACCCGAGGGCCAAGCUGGAGAGUCAGCUACAGCUGCGGCUCAUCGUCAACGUCCCACCGCAGAUCCAUGAGAAGGAAGUGGCUUCUCCAACCAACAUCUACCCCCGUGGGAGCCGGCAGACGCUGACGUGUACCGUGUAUGGGAUCCCCACGCCUACACGAGUGCUGUGGUACUGGAGGCCCUGGGGACCAUGUGGACCGAACUCCUACCGCAGUCUAGGUCGUCGCGCCGCCAUGGGGCGCCACCCUCGGGACCGGACCCCCGACUGCCAGGACUGGAGGAACAUCUCAGCUGGGACCAUGAUCAACAAGAUCGAGAGCAUUGAGAGCAGCACUGAGGUUCUGGAGGGGAGGAACAAGACAGUCAGCAAGCUGGUCAUCCUGGCCGCCAACAUCUCUGUCAUGUACAAGUGUUCUGCAUUCAACAAGGUCGGGCACGAUGACCGCGUCAUCUACUUCUACGUGACAAGUAUCCCGGAGGGAUUCGGAAUCGACCUGCAGCCUUCGGAGAGCCCAGUGGAAGGGCAGAGCGUGCAGAUGCGAUGCAGUGCGGAUAAUUACACCUACGAGAACCUGCAGUGGUACCGGCUGCUGCCCAGCGCCCUGGAGGGGGAGCUGGGAGACCCUCCCGUGCUCGAGUGCAAGAACAUGCACAUGUACGCCAGGAAGCUGCGGGGCGUGGAGACAGUGGACCCACAACACAAGGGCCUGGCUCUCGAGCUACAGAUCAGCAGCAUCACGCUGAAGGACGAGGGUGAUUAUGUGUGUGAGGUGCAGAACAAGAAAACCGGCGAGAAGCAUUGCCACCGGAAAUACGUCCUAGUGAGGGCUCAGGAGAGCCCAAGUCUGCUUGAGAACCUGACCGACCUGUCAGUCAAUGUCAGUGAUUCCAUCCAGAUGAGGUGCCGUGUCAGUGGCACUCCCCUUCCCACCAUCGUCUGGUUCAAGGAUGAGAAGACACUCCACGAGCUCUCAGGGGUAGUCCUCGCCGAGCACAACCAGAGCCUGACCAUCCAGCGGGCGCAGGAGAAUGACUCAGGCCUGUACCGCUGCAUUGCCUGCAACUCCAAGGGCUGCGUCAACUCCAGCGCAUUCAUCUCCGUCGAAGGCGGUGACGACAGAUCGAACAUCGAGGUUGUGAUCCUGGUUGGGACUGGAGUAAUCGCCGUCUUCUUCUGGGUUCUGCUCAUCCUCAUCUUCUGUAAUGUCAAGCGGGUAAGAUUCCUGGGGACCAGUCCAGCCGAUAUCAAAACGGGAUACCUAUCCAUAAUCAUGGAUCCAGACGAGAUCCCGUUGGACGAGCAGAGUGAGUACCUGCCCUACGAUUCCAGCAAGUGGGAGUUCCCUCGGGACAGGCUGCGACUAGGAAAAACCCUGGGUCAUGGCGCCUUUGGGAAGGUUGUGGAGGCCUCGGCGUUCGGCAUUGACAAGAGCAGCAGCUGCAGGACCGUGGCCGUGAAGAUGUUGAAAGAUGGAGCCACAGCCAAUGAGCACAAGGCACUGAUGUCUGAACUCAAGAUUCUCAUCCACAUCGGAAACCACCUCAAUGUCGUCAAUCUCCUGGGAGCCUGCACCAAAGCAAACGGUCCGCUGAUGGUAAUUGUGGAAUACUGCAAGUACGGAAACCUCUCCAACUACCUGAGGAACAAGCGAGAGGACUUCAUCCCCUGCAGGGAGCGGGUGCUGAAGGUGAGGAGUCAGGUGAUUUCUAUGGUGGAGGUGGUAAAGGGAUUGGAGAACAGGAGUCGAGGUAGCUCGGGCGAGAGUCCAGUCUGUAUUCGGACGGCCAUGGAGAGAAUGCUCAGUCACCCGAAGGCCUUGAUGGAAGUCGAUGACCUGUGGCAGUGCCCCCUGACUCUCGUCGACCUGAUCUGCUACAGUUUCCAAGUGGCUCGAGGGAUGGAGUUCCUGGCCUCGAGGAAGUGUAUUCACAGAGACCUGGCAGCUCGGAACAUCCUCCUCUCUGAAAACAACGUGGUGAAGAUCUGUGACUUUGGACUUGCGAGAGACAUCUACAAGGAUCCUGACUACGUGAGAAAGGGCAAUGCUCGUCUCCCGCUGAAGUGGAUGGCUCCGGAGAGCAUCUUCGAUAAAGUCUACACCACCCAGAGCGACGUGUGGUCAUUCGGAGUUCUCCUCUGGGAGAUCUUCUCCCUAGGUGUCUCUCCCUAUCCCGGAGUCCAGAUCAAUGAGGAAUUCUGCCAACGGUUGAGGGAGGGAACCAGGAUGCGGGCUCCAGAAUACGCAACAGAAGAAAUUUAUCGGAUCAUGCUGAACUGUUGGCAAGGAGAACCAAAGGACAGGCCAACCUUCUCCGACCUGGUGGAGCUCCUCGGAGACCUGCUGCAAGCUAACGUCCAGCAGGAUGGGAAGGAUUACAUCCCCCUCAGUAUGUUACAGGCCACGGAAGGAGAUCUGGCCAUUUCCCAUCUUCAUUCAUCCUUGGCUCGUGGGGACGCUGAGGUGUCUGAAUCGAGGAUACGAAGUGGCAGUAUCGGACCACGAUACUAUAACUGUGUCUCUUUGCCGGGAUUUACAACCGAGGGGAAUCAGAUCAAGUUUGCAACAAGGGUGAAAACGUUUGAAGAUAUCCCAAUGGAGCAGGCUGGGAACCCCAUGCAAAAUGACAACCAGACAGACAGCGGGAUGGUGCUGGCACCAGAGGAGCUUGAGAAGCUGGAGGGCUCACAUAAACACCAAAUGGCCUUCAGUAAAGCCUCGAGUCGAGUCUGCAGACAGCCUGACCGGUGCCGGUGUGGAUCAGCCUGGUGUCCCGGAGCCACAGGGCUGACCGUUCACGGCAGUGACUGCGGACACCUAUCGCAGGUGGGCUGGGAGCGCGAGGAGCGGGGCAGCUUGUCCGCGGAGCCCACCUUCCUGGACACCAGCUCCCCCUUCUAGGACUCGUCUCCCACGGGUGAACUCCGCAGGAACCCGGCUCAAUGCAACACUCUGCCGUUGCUGCAGCGAAUUCCUGCCCCCUCUCAGCCACUCUUCCUCGGGAUCUGCUGUGGUGACUCAACGCCGGCACUGCAGGGUAGAAUUCCAGCGUCUCCCGAGGUUCCAAACCCUCUGCCUGAAAACCAGCCGGAUUCAGUUCCAGUCAUUCCACUGGCUGGUAUCUGUAACUAGCUUGUAACCUAUGCUGGCGAAUGUUAGCUUCCCCCAAAAACAAGUUGGUCAUUAACACUUGAUUCAAAGAGUCCUUUUGAAAGUUUUGGUUAGGUUUAUAGCUUUUCUUCCGAAGUCUCAACAUUCUUAAAGUUCAUUCAGAAUCCAGGAGUUUUUAAAAAGUUUGAACCUUUAAAGUUGCUUCUGAGCAGUGCUUCAUACUGGGAUGAGGAGUGAGAUUGUUCAGUCUCAUGUGGAGAAGGUUUUGGUGAGAAGGUCAGUGUUUGACCAGCAAUGUCUGUCCCACUUCAACAGCAGACAGCUGUCACCCCUUUCCCUCUGGGAAGGUUCAAGGGGAUUCUUUCCUGGAGCACUGUUGAGGUCAGAUCCCUAUGGAGAUCUCCCUCUCUCUAUCUCUUACAUCAUUCUCUAUUCCACCUCAGUCAGUGUACCUGAGCUGCCCAGUAACCCGAUGAAAGCAAGCCCUUGACCAUCUCGGAAACCUGCCAUGAAGAGGAAGGUGUUUCCACACCACUGCCAGUGAGUUCACAAACCAAUGAGUGUGGUCGUUUCUAUGCUUUAAGAAAAACAGCAACCAAUCACUGUGCAAGGGGUUCCGCCAAACUGCAAGGUGAUGUUGAGCAGAUUGUCAGUGUGGCGAUGCUGGCCGAGGAACUGGUGUUGGUCGGACACUGGGAGAAGCUCCUUCCUCACCCCCGGCCAUUCUCCACGCUCUGGACUUGCCCCACUGUCCGGGCCCUGCACCUGUCUUCUAGACCGUGCUGCAGUCUACCUCCUCCCCGCCAGAAAGUGCCUGCCGGCCUCCAGACAACACCUCUGUCCAGCCACACCCUCCAGACAGCACCUCUGUCCAGCCACACCCUCCAGACAGCACCUCUGUCCAGCCACACCCUCCAGACAGCACCUCUGUCCAGCCACACCCUCCAGACAGCACCUCUGUCCAGCCACACCCUCCAGACAGCACCUCUGUCCAGCCACACCCUCCAGACAGCACCUCUGUCCAGCCACACCCUCCAGACAGCACCUCUGUCCAGCCACACCCUCCAGACAGAAACCCUGUCUUGUCGAUCUCCUGCCAACACUCACAGUGUUUGGAAUGAAUGGAUCCUCAAGAAGUGACCUGCGGAUAUUCCCACUCUCCACCCUGCCCUUUCACCGUUAGAGACCAGGAGACCUCCCAGCCCUCUUCCAGUGGGCGGACUAACCCUGGUGGGUGUGAAGGGGAGGGGACAAUGAAGAUCUGGCACAUUUUAAACUAAUCAGAUUUUCACCUUUUGGUUACCUUUUGGACUCUGAAUUCUACUGAUUUUGCUGACUGAGAUAUUUUGAUGCUUCGAAACUGACACUGUUGUUGUUGACUCUGGGCAGGUGCCUGCCCUGUGGAGGUACAUGAUACUCUGAGAUAUCAUUAAUUAUUCAUUAUUCUGUCCCUACACCACGUCCACCGAGGUAACGUGAGCCAAGCCAUUCCACAGAAUUAACACUGAGCCACGGGAGUCACGGGCCAGGGGAAGAGAAGCUGGUUGGGGAGGCGGCUUUCAAGGAGAUUGUUAAAGGUGGAGAGAGUUGGAGAGGUGUCAAGGGGCAGCGAGGGAUGAACAGGAGGCCAAAGUUUAGAACAGAAGUCCUGAGGGUGGUAGGGAUGGUCACAGUGAUGGGGGAUUCAAGGCAAUAGAUCCCUGACGGAUCACAGUGGCUGCUGCUCUGGCCUCCACCAACGUUCCCUCUUCUACCAGGGGCUCACACUUCCACAGCUAGUGCUCCCCACCCCCCCCCCCCACCCACCAGUCCCCACUCCCUUACCCUCCCACACAGGGAGUUAUUUGACUAUGGUGGGUGCGUCCCAACCAAGCCUGAACGUGCAGUGACUCCCUGGAGAGUUCUCUGUUAACUCAGCGCAGACCCUUAGUUGGAAGCAAUGCCUUGGAGUUAAUCUUGACUUUGGAUCAGGGUGCAACAGCCUGGGGCAAGCCUCCCUGGCUUCAAUCCCUCCCGGAUUCUGUUCCCAAAGAGUUGGGCAAAUUGUUACCAAAAAGGGUGGCAAAUUUGUCAGAACAGGGUGCUGGGCUGUGGUAAAGGUGCAGGAAAGUGGGACUGGGUGAGAGCUCUGUCAAAGCGCUAGUACAGGUACAGUGGGUUGAAUGGUCUUGUACUGUGCAGUUCCAUUCCAUCAUGUCAUAAUUGCCUUCAAGGGUAAGAUUAAGGUCAGGCUCUGUUGAAUUAAGGAGGAAUUACCUGAGUCAUUUUAAUAAUUUAAAACCCGUCUGGCUAUUAUAUAAUAAUACACAGAGACUGUCAGAAAACCCAGAGCCAGAGCCAAAUGAACAGAGCAGCAUUGGGAGCAGUCUCACGUUGACAGUGAUUGGCCUUUCCCUGUUUAAAAGGAAAAAGGUUUCUAAAAACAGAAAAAAAAAUACCAAACCCAUCCCAAUGCCCAAAAUUCCAUCACCAAUCCCAACACUCCACCCAGAUCCCAGCUCCUGAAUAAACAAAAUCCCACCCCUAUUCCAACUCUGGCCCUUAAAAUCCCAGUUCCUCCCAAAGUCCCUGCCUCCAAAACCCUAACACUAACCCAAAACCCCAGCCUACAGAGUCCCGUCCCAUGCCAAUGCUCCAUCUCCAAAAUUCCACCUCCCCUAAUGCACAUUAUUAUUAAACUGGAAAAAGUGCAUAAAACACUUACCAGAGUGUUCCUGGACUCGGGGGCCUGAGUUACAAGGAGAGGUUGCGUAGACGAGGACUUUAUUCCCUGGAACGUAGGAGAUUGAGGGUGACCUGAUAGAGGUGUUUAAGAUCAUGCGGGGCAUAGACAGGGUGAAAGCACACAGUCCUUUUCCCCAGGGAGGGGGAGCUAAAAAGAGGAGGGCAGAGGUUUACGAUCAGAGGCGAGAGAUUUAAAAGGGACAUCAGGGGCAGCUUCUUCACACAAAGGGUGGUGCGUAUUUGGAAUGAGCUGCCAGAAAUAGUGGUUGAGGCGGGCACAUUUAAAAGCCACCUAGAUAAGUACAUGGAUAGGAGAGGUUUAAAGGGCUAUGGGCCAAACAUGGGCAGAUGGGACCGGCUCACUGGGCAACACAGUCGGCAUGGACGAGUUGGGCCAAAGAAAUUGUUUCCUGUAUGACUGUGACACCAUUGCCCAAAAUACUAUCCCAUACCAAUGCUUCAUUCUAAAACCUCAACCUCCCCAUCCCAACAUGUCCUACAAAAGAACCCAGUGCUCUAUCCCCAAACCCCACUCACCCCACCUCUCCCCAGUGUAUCCUACAUCCUGAACUCAGUCAGUGCCCCUGGGUCAGUGGUGUUGUGGCCUCAGUCAGUGCCCCUGGGUCAGAGGUGUUGUGGCCUCAGUCAGUGCCUAACCUUCCUCCUGUGUCCAGUCACUGCUCUGGGCUCUACUGAGACCUUCAUACUUUGGGCCCUCGUGUGUUUUAAUGAAUGAUCUUCCAUUUGUUGGACUGUUCCUAAUGUUCACCUUGAUCAUUGAAUUGCUGCUGACUUACUUAAUGAUAUCUCCUGGUCGUUAUCACAUACCCCCACGUAGAAACUGGAAAUGUUACUGGGGAGGGGUUUGCUGUCAAUGUGUACUCUGUAACUUGUAAAGAUGUGACAGUGUAAGGGGCUACGGAGGUAACAUUCACAGCUGGAACUGCAGUGUGACACCCCCCCCAAACCCCUGAGACCAACUCCCGCUCCGGACCAUACAGCAGACACCCCGACAUCCCAGUGGACAGAUGCCUCUCCCUGGAUUUCGGGCCCAUGGAAUGCCUCCAAACUCUUGAGACUCCUCCCUCCCCUCGGACUCCCCUCCAUCUAAGGGACUACCCCUCCCCCUCAACACUUUGUCCCCCAAACUAAGGUGCUACCCCACUCAGUCUCUCCGAGGAACCACUCCCCUCCCCGGUCUCCUCACUCUCCUCGACCAGAGGGACUAUCAACUGUGAGCAGUGUGCCGCUGGGAUCAGAUUUAACCCUUUCACCACCCACCGAUCUCUCCCCUGGACUCACAGCAAGCGCUGAGAAUGUUACCUCCAUCUUCAACAUGUUACUUGGUAUGAAGCCACGCGUGUUUAUUGUGUUUAUGAAUUCUGCAUAGCCAUUGGCUGCACCUGAUUGUUUACAGUUCCAUUAAUAAUAAUGGGGAUAUAAAUAGUCACAGAUCAUUGUAGGUGGAGGGGAGGGAGGGGACGGUAUUUCAUUUAUAGAGGGAAUUGCUAAAAUUACACUAAGAUUUUAUCUACAUUUAACGAUUUUGCAGCAUAGUAAACAUUCUCUGUAUGUGUGAUAUUGUACAUAGCAUAUUGUGGGUGGCUGGAUAUGGAACAUGUAUAACACAGAAAUAAAACACAGCUUUGGAUUGUGAAGCUCCA
Pristis pectinata (smalltooth sawfish) is the source of this 8837-nucleotide messenger RNA. It is a transcript of the gene flt4, whose product is annotated as fms related receptor tyrosine kinase 4. Gene Ontology annotation, molecular function: transmembrane receptor protein tyrosine kinase activity; ATP binding. The annotation marks the transcript as partial. Gene Ontology annotation, biological process: cell surface receptor protein tyrosine kinase signaling pathway; multicellular organism development; protein phosphorylation. The record is from RefSeq and is a predicted model, not a curated record. The transcript has 31 exons. NCBI's taxonomy places the organism in Eukaryota, Metazoa, Chordata, Chondrichthyes, Rhinopristiformes, Pristidae. Gene Ontology annotation, cellular component: signaling receptor complex.